AUGCUGCUGUUCUGGAACUUGGACUUCUUUGCAUCCCUGUGCACCGGCUUCUACGAUGAAGGCAGGCUGAUCAUGAGCUGGAAACGGAUCGCGGUGAACUAUGCCAAGACCUGGAUGUUCUUCGACCUUUCGCUGAUCUCCAUGGAUUGGUCCUUCCGAAUCUUGGACUGGGCGCACCAAGCCCCCGGCAACUGGUCCAAGAGUUUGCGGAUGCUUCGCUUCCUGCGGCUGCUGCGGAUGCUGCGGUGGAUCAAGCUGCGGAAGAUCAACGAGGUCACUCAGGAGCUGUUUCACACCCAGGCUGCCAGCCUGUACUACGGGCUGUUCAGCAGCAUUGCCACUCUGCUGGUCACGAACCACUUGCUGGCAUGCGCUUGGUUUGCCAUGAGCCACGUCUACGCAGAGAAUUGGGUGACCGACCUGGGCAUUGAGAAUGGUUCCGUGGAGUACCAGUACCUGACCUGCCUGAACUGGGCCUUCGCCCAGCUGGGCGUGGGAUCCAGCCCGGCCCAAGCAACCAACAGCCUGGAGACGGCCUUCUGCAUCUUCAGCGCUUUCCGGUCGCUGAUCACCUCCUCCACGCUCAUCAGCACGGUGAGCAACCUCAUGGCCUGGCUGAGCAAGAUCAAGGAGGACGAGAGCGACGAGUUCCGCAGGCUGCGAGCCCACCUGGCGAACCACAACAUACCUCACGCCCUGAGCCAGAAGAUCACCAACUUCUUGCAGUACCAGUACGCCGUCAGGAAGGAAGCAAGGUCCGCAGAUGUGGCGGUGCCGUUGCUGGACUUGCUCUCGCAGCAGCUGCAGGGGGAGCUGCAGUUUGCGAGGUACGAGCAGGCCCUGCGGAAGCUGGUGCUGCUGGAGGAGCUCAUGGAGACCGCUGACCGGCAGGUGGUCCAUACCUUGCACUGCCUGGCCGUGCGCGCGGUGCGGACCACGGUGGUGGCCGGCCAGGACGUGGUGUUCCUCGCCGGGCAGGAGGCGGACUGCGCCUACCUGAAGCUCACGGGGGCGGUGUCUUACCUCCUCGACGGCGAGCGGAAGGAGUUCGAUGAGUCCGGCUGGAUGGCGGAGGUGAGCUUGUGGGUCCCCUGGUUUUACCUCGGGGACCUGGUCUCGGAGGACGUCACCCGCCUGGUGGCGGUGGACGCGGAGGGCUUUGCCAAGGCCGUGGGCAAGUGCUGGACGACGCAACGCAGCGCGCGAAAGUACGCUGCCCGGUUUGUGGAAGUGAUGCAGAAGGAGACCAAUUGGUCAGACAUGCUGACGCUGCGCCCCGCGUUGCCUCGCACCCAUUCCAUCCUCACGGCGGCCAAAUCUGGGCACUGCUGCCCGGACAUCUUCAAGAGGAAAGGAAGGGUUGUUGGCUUCGAUGAGGUGGUGUCCAACGACGGAGGCAAUGAGCUGAACGACUGGGAGCGUUCCAUCGCUCUGCUCCAGGCCUUGCGCGAGGAGCAGCUGCUGCCGGGGUUUCCGAGGACCUCAUCAGCUUCAACGCGGCGCUGCACACCUGCACGGGCGCCGCUCGCUGGGAGGAGGCGCUGGGUCUCGUCCAGGAGCUGCGGAUGGAGGCCCUGCGCCCGGACAUCUACAGCGUCACAGGGGCCUGCAGCGUGUGCAGCCAUGCGGGUCAGUGGCAAAGGGCCCUGGCCCUGGCAGAAGAAGCGCGGAAGGGGCGGCUGCACCCAGAUGCCUUGCUCUUCAGUACCUUACUCUUUGCCUGCGAGAAGGGGUCGCAGUGGGAGCUUGCGGUUGAGAUCAUGGCCGACAUGCGGCGCUCGGAGGUGGCCCUGGACGCGCUGGGCUGCGGCAUCGCGAUCCGCGCCUGCGCGGCGAAGGGCAGCUGGGACCUGGCGCUCUGGGUCUUGGCCGGCUGUGAGAAGCCGGGGCCGCAAGCCUUCCUGGCGGCGGUGGAUGCCGUAG
This is a messenger RNA of Effrenium voratum, 1923 nucleotides long. Lineage: Eukaryota; Dinophyceae; Suessiales; Symbiodiniaceae. The record is from the annotation of a GenBank genome assembly.